ACUCGUGCUUCACGCGUCGCGCACACCCUCCGGGCCGCCAGGUCGGUCGGGUCGCCAACCCAAAUCCCAAUCCACCGCCCCCCUCGGUCCUCGGCGGCACCACACUGCACCUGCGCCGCCCUCCGCCGCCGCCUCCCGGACUCUCGCACUCUCAACAACAACUCAUCCCCGCCGAGCAACGCCAAUGCUCCGGCUGCUACACGCUACAGCCGCCGCCACCGCUAGCUAGGCCCGGCUCCGGCUCCUCCCCUCCCCUCCCCAAUGAUGGACCCGGCCACGCCCGUCCUCGCGCUAUCCAAGGCCGUCCUCUCCUCCCGCACCAAGCCCUUCCUCCUCCGCCGCGGCCGCCUCCUCGCCCCGCUCCGCCGCCGCUCCCCCUUCGUCGCCUGCGCGUCCGGCCCCUCCUCGGCCUCCGCGCCGCGCGGCCUCGCUGUGCCGAACGACCUCCUCCUCAUCUCGCUCGCGCGGCUCGCGCUCCGCGGCCCUGGCCCCCCCGGGGCGCCGCCUCGGCGGUGGUUCGCGAGCGUCUCGGCUGCCUCGCCGCUCGCGUCGGGUGGUCCGCCCCGCGGCGGCGGUGGCGGUCCGGGGAACGGUGAUGGUGACGGCGGUGGCCGUGGCGGCGGCGACGGCUGGAAGCGCCCGCGUGCUUCGCAGGGAGCGGGCGUGGUGGAGGAAGCGGCAGCGCAGGGAGCCGAUGUCAUCGUGCUUGACGUUGGGGGAAUGUCAUGUGGUGGAUGUGCAGCAAGUGUUAAACGCAUUCUGGAGAGUGAGCCCCAGGUGCGGUCAGCGACUGUUAACCUUGCCACUGAGAUGGCAGUCGUCUGGGCAGUGCCCAAAGAUAGUGAAGUUCAGGACUGGAAGGAGCAGUUGGGUGAGAAACUUGCCAAUCAGUUGACAACAUGUGGUUAUAAAUCCAAUCUUCGAGAUUCUUCAAAGGUCAGUUCACAAACAGUUUUUGAAAGAAAGAUGCAAGACAAACUUGAACAGCUGAAACAAAGUGGUAGAGAACUUGCUGUUUCAUGGGCAUUAUGUACGGUUUGCCUUCUGGGACACAUUUCUCACCUUUUGGGAGUUAAUGUGCCAUUGAUGCACCUCAUUCAUUCCACUGGAUUUCAUCUGUCUCUGUCAAUAUUUACAUUUGUUGGUCCUGGUCGAAGACUAAUACUUGACGGGCUAAAGAGUCUGUUCAAGGGGUCACCAAACAUGAAUACACUGGUUGGUUUAGGUGCUUUGUCAUCGUUUGCCGUCAGCUCAAUUGCAGCCUUCAUUCCGAAGCUGGGGUGGAAGACAUUUUUUGAGGAACCAGUUAUGUUGAUAGCUUUUGUUCUUCUAGGGAAGAAUCUGGAGCAGAGGGCAAAGCUUAAAGCUACCAGCGAUAUGACUGGACUGCUUAGUAUUCUUCCAUCUAAAGCACGCCUAAUGGUGGAUAACGAUGCUGAGAAAUCAUCAUUGAUUGAGGUCCCAUGUGAUACUCUUGCUGUCGGGGACUAUGUUGUUGUGCUACCUGGGGAUCGCAUCCCAGCAGAUGGUAUUGUCAAAGCUGGAAGGAGUACAGUUGAUGAAUCAAGUUUGACAGGUGAACCUAUGCCUGUAACAAAGAUAGCAGGGGCAGAAGUAUCAGCAGGAAGUAUUAACUUAAAUGGUAAACUCACAGUCGAAGUUAGGAGACCUGGUGGUGAGACUGUCAUGUCUGACAUACUUCACUUAGUUGAAGAAGCCCAGACAAGGGCGGCCCCUGUUCAACGAUUGGCUGACAAGGUUGCAGGGAACUUUACAUAUGGAGUCAUGGCACUUUCUGCUGCUACUUACAUGUUCUGGAGUCUUUUGGGUUCACAACUUGUACCUGCUGCUAUCCAACAUGGAGGUGCAAUGUCUUUGGCAUUGCAACUUUCUUGCAGUGUUCUGGUAAUUGCUUGCCCUUGUGCUCUUGGGCUUGCCACACCCACUGCUGUACUGGUUGGUACUUCAUUAGGUGCAACGAGAGGACUUCUUUUACGUGGUGGGGAUGUUUUGGAGAAGUUCUCUGAUGUUGAUGCCAUUGUGUUUGACAAGACUGGAACUUUAACAAUUGGUAGACCUGUGGUAACUAAAGUAAUAGCUUCCAGAGGCAUGGGAGAUGCAAAUACAAAGGAUUUGGGGGCCAACCAGUGGACAGAGGCUGAAAUUCUGAGUUUUGCUGCUGGAGUGGAAUCAAAUACAAACCACCCACUUGGAAAAGCCAUCAUGGAUGCUGCAGGGUCUGCCAACUGCAUCGUUAUGAAGGCAAAUGAUGGAUCCUUCAUGGAAGAACCAGGAUCUGGUGCUGUGGCUACUGUCGGUGAGAAACAGGUUUCUGUUGGAACAUUAGAUUGGAUUAGAAGGCACGGGGUCAUUCACAAUCCCUUCCCUGAAGCAGAACACUUUGGCCAGUCUGUUGCAUAUGUAGCAGUGAAUGGUGCUUUGGCUGGUCUUAUUUGUUUUGAGGAUAAACUCAGGGAAGAUUCUCGUCAAGUAAUAGACACUCUAUCUAAGCAAGGAAUUAAUGUAUAUAUGUUAUCUGGGGACAAGGAAAGUGCUGCUAUGAAUGUGGCUUCUGUUGUUGGUAUCCAGGCAGACAAGGUUCUUGCUGAAGUUAAACCACAUGAGAAAAAGAAGUUCAUAUCUGAACUUCAGAAAGAGCACAGGUUAGUCGCCAUGGUUGGUGACGGCAUUAAUGAUGCUGCAGCACUAGCUUCAGCUGAUGUUGGAAUUGCAAUGGGUGGAGGUGUUGGGGCAGCCAGUGAUGUAUCUUCAGUUGUACUUUUGGGCAACAGGUUAUCCCAGCUCGUUGAUGCUUUAGAGUUGAGUAAAGAGACCAUGAAGACGGUGAAGCAAAAUCUUUGGUGGGCUUUCCUGUAUAACAUUGUUGGACUCCCCAUUGCUGCUGGAGCAUUGCUUCCAGUUACGGGGACGAUACUGACACCAUCAAUAGCUGGAGCUCUAAUGGGUUUUAGUUCCGUCGGUGUGAUGGCCAACUCGCUGCUUUUGAGGGUGAGGCUGAGUUCAAGGCAAAAGCAAGCGAGCCAGGCUGACACCAGGCGAGGGCCACAUAAAGCCAUCUUUUGAUGGUCCAUCAGAAACUACUGAUGAGGUUGAGAAAAAUUACUCAUCGAAAUGGAGGAGUACCUGAGUAGUUCGAAUCUUAGACCAUGUUCGUUCAUUCAUUCAUGAUGAUUUGGACACGAUUUGGUAACAUGGGCCACUGAAAAGACCACCUCUGGGUGCCAAUGCCACGGUCCACGGAUUCCUCGAAAGUGUAUGCAUGGUUCGAUACUGUGUGAUCUAGCUUCACUAGCUGUCUAGUUCCCUUGGCCAUAGCUGGUAGUCGUCAGUUCAGUUGAACAAAACAAAACAUUGGCUGUAGGAUAGGAUAGAUGUGAUCAGCAUCUGUAGUUUCUGGUUUGAUACGUCUUCGUGGUGAUCCUCUCUCUCCUUGUUUGUUACUGGCCCCACUGUACAACCUUUUAUAUGUAACGGUUCUGCCUAGCUCUUUGUAGCUUGUUUUGUUCAUUUUUUCGCUCGGCCUCUUAUGCUACAAGUAGUGAUUGUUCUCAGCUAACAGCCUAUUUGUUUGACCUUACCAGCCGAAUUUAUCAAUUAUUUAACAGUGUUUUUUUUUACAAUAAAUCAGCAAAUAGUACUUUCUGUUA
Messenger RNA from Sorghum bicolor (sorghum), 3668 nucleotides. Its product is annotated as copper-transporting ATPase PAA1, chloroplastic. Gene Ontology annotation, molecular function: copper ion binding; P-type divalent copper transporter activity; ATP binding. Lineage: Eukaryota; Viridiplantae; Streptophyta; Magnoliopsida; Poales; Poaceae. Gene Ontology annotation, cellular component: membrane. The transcript has 17 exons. Gene Ontology annotation, biological process: copper ion homeostasis; monoatomic cation transport. The coding region runs from base 262 to 3084 and encodes 940 amino acids. The record is from RefSeq and is a predicted model, not a curated record.